ACGCGAGCCUACCCGACGCAGCACCGGAGACACCGGAGCAGAAGUUGAUCGGAGGAGCCUUUUAUCCUCUCCAGCUUGCUUUGGAUUGCUCUUACUUUACGCAGGCUUUCACACCGCUUGCAGAGUCAUCUGUACGAAAAUGCCGGACACUAAAAAAUACAUCGAGAAUCUCUCUGGAGCGGGGAAGUGCAUCGGCGUCCUGACGAGCGGAGGAGAUGCUCAAGGUAUGAAUGCUGCUGUGAGGGCAGUGGUCAGAAUGGGAAUCUAUGUAGGAGCAAAGGUUUAUUUUAUCCAUGAGGGCUACCAGGGCAUGGUGGAUGGAGGCGAUAACAUCAAGGAGGCAUCAUGGGAAAGUGUUUCCAGUAUGUUACAAGUGGGUGGCACAGUGAUCGGCAGUGCCCGAUGUAAGGAUUUCCGCACACACGAGGGGCGUUUGUGUGCCGCCCUGAACCUGGUUCAACGUGGUAUCACCAACCUGUGUGUGAUUGGUGGAGACGGCAGUUUGACCGGUGCUAAUCUCUUCAGGGAGGAGUGGAGCGGACUGCUGGAUGAGCUUGUCCAAUCAGGUCAGAUCAGCGAGGAUGCUGCCCAAACUCAUUCUGCCCUGCAUAUCGUCGGGAUGGUGGGCUCUAUAGAUAAUGAUUUCUGUGGGACAGAUAUGACCAUUGGCACUGACUCAGCACUGCACAGGAUCAUAGAGGUGGUGGACGCUAUUAUGACCACAGCGCAGAGCCAUCAGAGGACCUUUGUGCUGGAGGUUAUGGGGAGACACUGUGGGUAUCUAGCAUUAGUCAGUGCUCUUGCGUGUGGUGCUGACUGGGUGCUGAUUCCAGAACGGCCUCCUAAAGACGGCUGGGAGGAACAGAUGUGUCAGAAACUAUCAGAGAGCCGUUUGCGAGGUUCUCGUCUUAAUAUAAUCAUAGUGGCUGAAGGAGCCACAGACAGACACGGAAACCCCAUCAGCUCACAUCAAGUGAAGGACCUGGUCGUGAGCCGGUUGGGGUUUGACACUCGGGUCACCAUUCUGGGCCACGUCCAGAGAGGAGGAACCCCCUCUGCCUUUGACCGGAUUCUGGCCAGUCGCAUGGGAGUGGAGGCCGUUUUGGCUCUUCUCGAAGCGUCUCCUGGUACUCCAGCAUGUGUGGUGUCUCUGUGUGGAAACCAGGCGGUCAGGGUCCCUCUGAUGGAGUGUGUUCAGAUGACUCAGGAGGUUCAGAAGGCCAUGGAUGAAAAGAGAUUUGAAGAAGCUGUGAAGCUGCGUGGCAGAAGUUUCGAAAACAACCUGAACACCUACAAACUCUUGUCUCACCGCAAAAUUGACACAGAGCUUCCACAUAGUUCGUUUAAUGUGGCCGUGUUGAAUGUUGGCGCUCCUGCGGCUGGUAUGAAUGCUGCCGUGCGCUCAGCUGUCAGAGUCGGCAUCACUGAAGGACACACCAUGUUUGCUGUGAGCGACGGGUUUGAGGGCUUCUACAAAGGACAGAUAAAAGAAAUCAAGUGGGGGGAUGUUGGGGGCUGGACGGGGCAGGGCGGGUCCCUGCUAGGAACAAAACGAACCCUCCCAGCAAAACAUGUGGAUAAAAUUGCAGAGCAGAUGAGGAUUCACAACAUAAACGCUUUACUGGUUAUUGGAGGAUUUGAGGCAUAUUUGGGUCUGAUGGAGCUCCAAGCAGCUCGCUCCAAACACGCAGAGCUCUGUGUGCCGAUGGUGAUGGUCCCGGCCACUGUGUCCAACAAUAUCCCCGGCUCAGACCUGAGCAUCGGGGCAGACACGGCCAUCAACGCCAUCACAGACACGUGUGACCGUAUAAAGCAGUCGGCCAGCGGGACGAAGCGUCGCGUGUUCAUCAUCGAGACCAUGGGGGGUUAUUGUGGAUAUCUGGCAACCGUAGGUGGUCUUGCAGCUGGAGCUGAUGCUGCGUACAUCUAUGAGGAGCCGUUUGACAUCCGAGACCUGCAGUCUAACGUCGAGCAUUUAACAGAGAAGAUGAAGACCAGCAUCCAGAGAGGACUAGUGCUCAGGAAUGAGAACAGCAAUGAGAACUACACCACUGACUUCAUCUAUCAGCUGUACUCUGAAGAGGGUAAAGGAGUGUUUGACUGCAGGAAGAAUGUCCUGGGACACAUGCAGCAGGGUGGCGCUCCUUCACCGUUUGACAGGAACUUUGGCACGAAGAUCGCAGCUAAAGCCAUGCAAUGGAUCUCCAAGAAGCUCAAAGAGUUUUACAGAGACGAUGAAGGCCGUGUGUUUGCGAACACUGAAGACUCUGCAUGUUUGCUGGGAAUGCGGCGCAGGGCUCUGCUCUUCCAGCCUGUUGUUCAGCUCAAAGACGAGACAGAUUUUGUUCACAGAAUCCCGAAGGAGCAGUGGUGGCUCCGUCUGCGGCCGCUCAUGAAGAUUCUGGCCAAAUACAAAACCAGCUACGACGUGUCGGAUUCAGGCCAGCUGGAGCACAUCGUCCGGCUCCGAGCUAAAGACAGCUCCGCCAUUUAACACCUCAAGAUCAGAGGACUCGACCUGUAGAACACAUAAUCAUAUACGGUACAUGCGAAGCAGUUGAUGUUAGACAUUCAGCCACAAAAUAUAUUUGUGUUGUGAUUGACAGUCCAUCGAUUAGCUAAUCAUCCCUUUUAAAUGAAGCCAUGUGGUAUCUUUUGUGAAUAUGCAAGAUUUCCCUAUUUAUUUUUAUUCUACUUGAGCUUAUUUUUAGAGAUCUCUGAAUGAUUUUUGUGCUACUCACUGGCUUAAUAUAGCACAAUUCCACUGUC
Danio rerio (zebrafish) is the source of this 2769-nucleotide messenger RNA. Lineage: Eukaryota; Metazoa; Chordata; Actinopteri; Cypriniformes; Danionidae. The record is from RefSeq and is a predicted model, not a curated record.